AUGAGCGCUAGCUUCGAGGAGUUCCUGGACUCCUCGUUGAAGACCUUUCGCGACCAGCUGCUCCAGGCCCUCACGCCAACUCCUGCCCUGACUGCCAAGACGCCCAAGCCGUCGAGCCAGCUGCUGCUGCCGCUGCCACGACGAGAACCACACUGUCACAGGAGUCUUGACACUGAGAUGCUGCUGCCCAUCAGGCCCCGCAGCCCAGUGGAAGAGCCGCUGGUGGACCCCAUACCGGAGGCUGCAUGUGAGGCAGAGACUAAGAUGCAGCCGCCGGAGGAGGAUCUGAUGGUGGCACCCUUGGACUCAAGUGGAAGCAGCCGCGGCAGCCGGGGCAAGAGGCGCUCGCGCCGUCCAUCAGUCCAGGAUGAUGAGAAGGCAGCUUUUGCAGCCACCAAGGGCUCGCGGCGGCCCUCCAUUGCGGAGAGUGAUCUCGUAUUGUGCCUCCAGGAGGGUCUACAAGGCCUACAAGACUUACAGGGCUUGGAGCCAGACGUGACCCCUGAUGCGGACGACACCAUGACCCUCGAAGCGCAAGGCCGACUGCAGGUCCGCUUGGGUGCGCUGGAUACCCUGAAACUCAUCACUGGAGAAGAGCUCCACGACACCACUGUAGCGCUGGGUUUGACGUCCUACAGCAUCGAGGACAUGAAUCAGAUGCUGAACACUUUGGCUGACUAUAUCGACCUGAAGUUUGUCACGAUGGAGUCCCCCAAGGGCAAGCAUCGACUGGGUCGUGGCGCCAGCGGCCUCUUUAAGCACAGCACUCCUCCUGGACCUCCCAGUUGGGAAUGGCCAAGGCCACUUCCAACCAGGAGAAUUUCCACCAUUGGCCGAGGCAGCAUUCAGAUUUUGGAGCCCAACAGCCGCUGGAACGCCAUCCCGUUCCGGGCCUUGGUGGAAGCUUUUCAAAGGGAUGAGCAGGAGCUGAGUCGGAAGGUCUUUACGGCUCCAAGGAUGAUGGUUCAAUUUCAGGCGGUGAAGGAGAUCCUUUUGGCCGGGGACACCAACCGACUGGUGGCGGAGUUGACCUUUGUGCGCAUCAAUGACCUGGCCGCGCCACCAGAGAAGAUCGACGUCUUGGCCUACCUGGAACCGCUGGUCUUUCUAACCAUUCUUGGAAAUGGCAUUAUGAUUGGAGUUCAAAGUGACCCAGAAUAUUACGACUGGAAGGGCUGGUGGUGGAUGGAAUUGGUCUUUGCCCUCGUCCUCGUGGCGGAGUUCCUCCUCCGCUUGGCGGUGCAGGGCUGUUACACCCACUUCCGGGGGCCUGACAGGAUAUGGAAUUUAUUUGAUUUGCUGUUUAUCACCACAGCCAUCGUUGAUUUGGUGUUGGAGCUUGUGGCCCAAGAUUCGUCUGUGGCCAUCGCCACCCUGCUGCGCUUCGCGCGCAUGGCGCGGAUCACGCGGAUCAUGAAGGUCUUUCGAUUGCAUUGGAUGAAGGAGUUGCGAUUGAUGGUGAAAGGUCUCGUGGGCGGCUUUCGCACCUUGGUGACGGCCAUGAUUUUGUUGCUGGCCGUGCUUUACGUCAUCGCUGGUCUAGCUACGUACACCCUGGGCAGGGACCCACUGACCGAAGAACUGGGCUACCGGCCGCUCUUCUACAACUUGCCAAUAUCCAUGUUCACGGCCUUCCGCUGCCUCUCUGGGAGCUGCGAUGCAGAUGAUGGCGCUCCAAUGAAUUCGGUAUUGGCGCAAAACUUUGGCCUCUCCUUUGUGGUGCCCUAUGUGAUUAGCUACAUGUUGGUGACGAUGGGCAUCCUGGCACGAUGGUUUUGA
Molecule: messenger RNA, 1779 nt
Organism: Durusdinium trenchii
Lineage: Eukaryota; Dinophyceae; Suessiales; Symbiodiniaceae
Source: the annotation of a GenBank genome assembly